Molecule: messenger RNA, 645 nt
Organism: Penicillium cinerascens
Lineage: Eukaryota; Fungi; Ascomycota; Eurotiomycetes; Eurotiales; Aspergillaceae
Exons: 3
Coding region: 1-645 (214 amino acids)
Biological process (GO): aldehyde metabolic process
Cellular component (GO): cytoplasm
Molecular function (GO): aldehyde dehydrogenase (NAD+) activity
Source: RefSeq, a predicted model, not a curated record
AUGGCGGAUAUGAGAGGGCCGAAGAAAUCCGAACUGGCCAUCGUGGACGCCGUCAAGGAUGACCUGGAUCGGUCUGAUUUCGAAACCUACCUCACCGAUCUCGCCGAUGCCCGGACGGCGGAUGAGCCGACGGGAGACAGUUUCGUUGCAAGUCGACUCGGUGCGGCACGAAUCUGGAAAGAGCCUCUUGGCGUCGUUCUCAUCGUGCCGCUCAUCACGGCCAUCACCUCGAGCUGCUGCGCCGUCGUAAAACCGCCCGAACUGAUAGUAGCGUGUCAAAAUCUCCUCCAGGACCUGGUCACACGAUAUCUCGACUCCACCGCGGUCAGAGUGGUCCGCGGCGGUGUUCGUGAGACGACGAAGCUGCUUGAGCUCCCCUUAAACUACAUCUUCUUCACCGGUUCUGCGAGCGUGGAUCGACAUAUCAGUGCAGCCGCGGCAAAACAUCUGACCCCUGUGGCCUUGGAGCUGGGUGGCCAAUCUGCUGCUAUCACCGGUCAAUCGGCAGACGUGGAUCGUGCGGCCAACAGCGUUGCGCAUGUCAAGUUCCUUAAUGCCGGACAGAUCUGUUUCACAUCUGCGGGCUAUUGUGAGUCCCCCAAAGUGGUUCGAUCGUCUGCUAGCGUUCAGAUACCCGCCGUUUAG